AUGACAAAGAAGGACACGAUAAAUAACUUGUAAGUAAAUUGUAUUGUUUUGAAGCUUAAUAUGAUUAGUUUGUUUAGAUUUUUUAAAAUUUUUGAUUUUGUAAAAAUAUUAUAUAAAGUGCAAAAAAACUAACUGUUUUCAAUAAUGUUAAAACUAUGUAUCCUUUUUUAACAACGUUCGGAAAUUUUUAGUGCACCCAACCUCUCCUCCAACUCUUUGGAAAAGAAACCAGUUGAAGAUGGAAUUGACUAUGAGCGACAUCCCGAAGCCAAAGGCCAAAUCAUUGACGGAGAGUACGUGAAAGACAAAGGCAUGAACUGGUUUGUCGCUGCACUGUUUCUGGUUGGUGAUAUGGCUGGUGGUGGGAUUGUGGCACUACCGACCGCCGUACAACAGUCCGGUUUUAUACUCGGCUGUACGUUAUGCAUUAUUAUGGCAAUUGUAGGCACGGCAUCCGCCAUUUUCUUGGGAAAAAGUUGGGAGCAUUUGCCGGUCAAAUGGCCAGAAUACAGGCUGCAUUGCCGUAAGCCAUACGCUGAGAUUGGCUACAGAGCUUUGGGACACAAAGUGAGGUAGGCUUUAGCACAUAACAUUACUGAAUUUUUUUUUAAAGUUACAUUUCUAAAAAUUUAAUGAAAAACAUUCAGAACAUUUGUGUCCGUUUGUCUCAACAUUACGCAGUUUGGUAUUUGCGUAGUAUUUCUACUGUUAGCCGCUCGUAACAUUCACGACUUUAUCUACUCGUUUUGGCCUGGCGUGCCUGGACUUUGUUAUAUCAUUAUCAUCCUUGGAAUCGCUUUAUUGCCUAUUAUAUUUUUGAAAUCACCCGAAGAUUUUUGGUGGGCAAUUGUUGCCGGUAUGAUGUCGACGGUUGUUGCCGUAUGUUUGAUUAUGGUCGGAGCCAAAAACGACUACGAAGUAUGUAAUCCAGAACGGCACGAACCUACGUUUAACAUCUUCAACUUGUUUGUGGCGUUUGGUACAGUUGUGUUUACAUUUGGAGGACAUUCGGCUUUUCCGACUAUUCAGCACGAUAUGAAACGGCCGUCGCAAUUUACCAAGAGUUCAAUUGUUGCAUUUACAAGUAAGUUAUGGUAGUGUAGGGGAAAAUUUUAAAUAGUAGGGGAGGGGGGGGGGCGGGGUAUACAGGUAACUUAUAAAAUUGGUAAAACUUUUUUUUAAAAUUUUAUAAUAUAAUUUCAGCAAUUUGUGUAUUUUACGCGCCUGUUGUAAUUAUUGCUUACUUGACAUACGGUGAUUCGCUACGUGAUUCCAUCAUUCCUUCUAUUCAAACUUCAUGGAUUCAACAAGCUGUCAACAUGAUGAUUGCUGCCCAUUGUAUCUUAACGCUAACCUUGAUGAUUAAUCCAUUGAACCAGGAAACUGAAGAAUUUUUCGACAUUCCUCAUCGUAGGUUAAUAUAAUUUUUCUGUAUAUUUAAGUUGCUGAGAGUGGGAGGAGGGCAAGGAUUUUUUUACAGAUUUUAUCAAAGAUACCGUAAUUUACUAAAUGUUACAAAUGAACUAAAAUUUUUCAGACUUUGGAGUUAAGAGAAUUACAAUCCGAGCAGCUAUGAUGGCCGCUAUUGUUUUUACGGCUGAAACUGUACCAAAUUUUGGUCCUGUUUUGAAUUUGAUGGGUGCUUCUACCGUGACCUUGACAUGCGUGAUAUUCCCCAGCAUUUUCUACUUGUAUAUUAAAGCCAACGAAAAGAAAUCUUUGGAAACUGGCCGAGAAGAGUUGUGCACUUUUUCCGAGUACGUUUGUCUAAUUAUGAUUUUAUAUUUAAACCACGAGGAAUGGGGUGGAGAAGAGGAUAGCGGGUUUUAUUUUAAAAUUGAUCUGAGUUAAUUAAAAAUUGUUAAAAAAUAGUAAAAUAUAAGUUUAGAAUGGUCGAACGAACAGACAAAAAAGUUUUCGUUUUUUGUACCUUCAUACUUAUUGUCGGCUUGAUUGGUGGGGUAUGUGCAACAGUUUCGGCUGUAAAAGAAAUCACGACGACUUCAUUCGAAGUUCCAUGCUACUUGCGCAACUUCUACGAACAAACACAAAACAGUACGGAAACGUCUACCAAUUGUUGUGGUAAAUUCCAGAACAUUACAGUAGGCGGUCAAGAAGUGUCUGGUUACUGUAAUAAGCCAAGUUUGGAGUUUUAUGGACACUGGUUUGACGGGAACAUUAAUGAUGUGAAAUCACAGUUUGACUAA
Molecule: messenger RNA, 2207 nt
Organism: Bursaphelenchus okinawaensis
Lineage: Eukaryota; Metazoa; Nematoda; Chromadorea; Rhabditida; Aphelenchoididae
Source: the annotation of a GenBank genome assembly